Molecule: messenger RNA, 5359 nt
Organism: Alosa alosa (allis shad)
Lineage: Eukaryota; Metazoa; Chordata; Actinopteri; Clupeiformes; Clupeidae
Gene: smg6
Product: SMG6 nonsense mediated mRNA decay factor
Biological process (GO): nuclear-transcribed mRNA catabolic process, nonsense-mediated decay
Cellular component (GO): telomerase holoenzyme complex
Molecular function (GO): telomeric repeat DNA binding; telomerase RNA binding; protein binding
Source: RefSeq, a predicted model, not a curated record
GGAUGGAGCGCAACCGUCUGCCCACAGAGCAGCGGGAGAGAGGACAGAUGGAGGCCGACCAAACGCCAACCACCGCCGGCGACGCAACAACAGGGACAUGUCCUCCUCCGACUCCCUGGAGGAGUCUCACUGGGAGAAGGGGCACCUUCGGAGAGCGAGGGCCAGCGACGGGGACUGGAGCCCAGAACGCACCCCAGAGAAGUCCGUCGGGGCUCAGCGAGGGGGAUCUGUCUCCGUGGGGGGCCGAGGAGGGAUCCUGAGGGUGGCGGUGGACAGGCAGACGUGUUCCACCCGUGGCGCCCCAGCGCCCGCAGACGGCCCGCCGGGCAGGAGGCAGAGUGAGGCACCGCGCGGGCGCGGCAGGGGCAUCCUGGUUCUGCCAGCCCACACCGACCUCACCAGGUCGCCAGAGCCGGGACCCAAGCUGUUCGGGGGGGCGCGUUGGAGCCGGGGGAGGGGCGGCCGUGGGGGGGGCACCAGGAGGCUCUGGGACCCCAACAACCCCGACCAGAAGCCCGCCCUGGCUGCCCGCGGUCAGCUGCACCCCCCGCACGGCACCGCCCAGCUCCCCCUCUACAUGCUGCCCCACGGCGGCUACGGCCCGCUGCACUUCCACGACACCGACGACGAGGCCGCCGGGAGCCCUCCCGUCCACAAGGGGGAGCACUUCAAAGCCCACCCCAACUCCGCCGUGGCCUACUACAAGUUCCAGAACUCAGACAACCCCUACUGCUACCCGGUGCCAGCCGACGCCUCGGGCACGCCCCCCCGCUACGCCUACCCGUACGCCGUGCCCUACGCCGGCGCCAUGUACCCGUCUCCGCCCCACUACAGCUCCUACGGGCCGGCCGCGCAGGGCGGGCACCAGGCGGGGCCACCGCUGUCCCCAGAGGAGGCGGAGGAGCAGGCGCGCGGCGAGCUGGCCAGGCUGCUCAGGGCUGCACUCACACAGGAGCUGCAGCUCAGCAACCUGCUGUCCAGAGACCACGUCAGCCUGGACGGCCUGGAGCGCAUGGCCCAGCUCAGGGCGGAGCUGUUGACCAUGUAUGAGCGAGUGCUCCUGACCGACAUUGAGUUCUCUGACUCUCAGAAUCUCGACCAGGCACUGUGGAAGAACGUGUUCUACCAGGUGAUCGAGCGGUUCCGUCAGAUGAUGAAGGAAUCUCCCGCGGACACACCUGCUUAUGUGCGCAACAUGCUCUUCACCGUGCUGGACGAGGGGGCAGUGUUCUUUGACGGGCUGCUGCUGAAGCUCCAGACUGUGUUCCAGUUUAAGCUUGAGGACUACAUGGAUGGCAUGGCCAUACGGUCGCGCCCUCUGAGGAAGACGGUGAAGUAUGCCCUGAUCAGUGCCCAGAGGUGUAUGAUCUGUCAGGGCGACCUCGCCAGGUACCGGGAGCAGGCUACUGAUUCUGCCAACUACGGCAAGGCUCGCAGCUGGUACUUGAAGGCCCAACAGAUCGCCCCCAAAAAUGGCCGUCCGUACAACCAGCUGGCCCUUUUGGCUGUCUAUACGAAAAGGAAGUUGGAUGCUGUGUACUACUACAUGCGGAGCUUGGCUGCCAGUAACCCGAUCCUGACGGCUAAGGAGAGCCUGAUGGGGCUAUUUGAGGAAGCCAAACGCAAGACAGAUGACGUGGAGCGGCGUAAGCAGCAGGAGUCGGAGGGGGCAUCCCGCGGACCGCGGGGGAGAGGAGGAGGUAGAGGAGGAGGAGGAGGUGGAGGAGGGCGUGGAAGUGUGGACCACACGCGGGAGGAGAUCUGGAUCCGACCGAGCCGGCAGCCGGGAGGCUCGUGGCCAGAGAGUGAGUCCGGUAAAGAUUCUGACCUGGACGGAGAGCUGGGAACACUCAGCUCCAGAGAUCUUCAGAAGAGGUUCAUCCUCAGUUUCCUGCACGCCCAUGGAAAGCUCUUCACUAAAGUCGGCAUGGAGACGUUCCCUGCUGUAGCGAGUCGGGUUCUUCAGGAGUUCCGGGUUCUGCUGCAGCACAGCCCCUCCCCUCUGGGAAGCACACGCCUCCUCCAGAUAAUCACCAUCAACAUGUUCACUAUUCACAAUGCACAAAGCCGAGAUGGUGACGGGGACGUUCGGUCCAUGCUGCAGGAGCAGGCCACCUCACUGGGCUUGGCCAUGUUUGGGCUCCUAGUGCAGCGCUGCUCACAGCUGGUGAGAGAGGCACCCACAGAUGCGGUGUGUGUGGACGGUUGUGAGGCCGGCUCCAACUGCACGGACUGCGCCGUGGAGAAGAUGGUGCGUGUGUCGGCCUUCUCGCCCAACCUCCACGAGCUGCUGCCCAGUGCCAAGGUCUGGUCCGACUGGAUGCUGGGACACCCAGAGAACUGGAACCCCCCACCCAACAGCAUGUAUAGCAGCGGUGGUGUUGUGAGUGUGUGGGUGUGCCUGGCGGAGCUGUGUAAUGAGCUGGCGCGUGUGUACCAUGACGAGGCGGCGCUGUACAAGGUGGAGGGGGGUGGAGGGGGAGGAGACGAGGAGCUGGCUCUGCUCCUGCUGGAGGAGGACCGCCUGCUGGCCGGCUUUGUGCCCCUCCUCGCCGCCCCCCAGGAGCCCUGCUACAUCGACCGCUCCACCGACCAGGCGAUCGCUGCGGACUGUAAGCGUAUCACCCAGCUGAAGUACUUCCUGGAGGCCUUGUGUGGACAGGAAGAGCCAUUACUGGCCUUCAAAGGAGGGAAGUACGUCUCCAUGGUGACUGCCCCCACGCCAGCCAGUGAGCAGCAGCUGAAGGAAAACCAGAAUGAUGAUGUCAUCGUGGAGGCGGAGUCUUCCCAGUCUGGCUCAGAGGCGGACCUAGAGGCGGAGCUAGCGGAUGGCAGUGGGGAUGACAUCAAGGAGCUGAGGGCCCGACGGAACGUGCUCUCUCAGAAGCUGGCACAGCAGCAGAAACGCAGGGACAAGAUCCAGGAGGUGCUGCAGACGUGUCGGCGCCUGGAGCUGCAGAUCCAUCCGGUGUACCUGGUACCUGACACCAACGGCUUCAUCGACCACCUGGAGGGCCUGCACAGCCUGGUGGCCUGCAGCCUCUAUGUGGUGGUCGUGCCCCUCAUAGUGAUCACCGAGCUGGACGGGCUGGCGAAGGGCCAGCAGGACUGUCGUGAUGGUGGCGGCGCCCACGUGCGGCACGUGCAGGAGCGGGCGAAGGAGGCAGUGGGCUUCCUGGAGAAGAGCUUUGAGGCCCGAGAGCCCUGCCUGCGUGCCCUCACCAGCCGUGGGAACCAGCUCGACUCCAUCGCCCUCCGCAGUGAGGACAUCUCCGGACAGAAGGGCACUAAUGACGACGUGAUCCUCAGCUGCUGCCUGCACUACUGUAAGGACAAGCCCAAGGACCUCAUGCCCUCUCAGCAAGAUGGGAAGGUGCGGUUGCGUAGGGAGGUGGUUCUCCUGACGGACGACAGGAACUUGCGUGUGAAGGCGCUGACUCGGAACGUGCCGGUGCGCGACAUCCCCGCGUUCCUGCGCUGGGCGAAAGUGGGCUGAAGGCAACGCGUCUCGACGUGCACCGGGAGACCACACUCGACUCGACUCGACAUCCACGCCACCACGUGGAGAGAGAGCGACGAAUGAACAACCUCACAGAGCAGCGAGAGAGAGGGGGAGAGCGAGAGAGAGGGAGAUGGGAAGAGAAGAAGAGAGAGAAUGUGUUUGGGAGACUGAACUUCAGAGGGAAAAAAGAAGCUUUGAAAGGCAGAUGAAUUUAUUAAAGGAGGAAAAGUUAGGAGCUCUUCUCUUUCCCACCUGUGUGUUGCCAGAGGAAUGAAUGAAUGGAGGGAGAGUGGAAUGAGAGGGAGGGAGGGAGAGAGAGAAGGAGGGAGGGAGUGAUGCUUGCUUGCCAGAGGAGUUGAGGGGAGGUUGCUGAUGAGGCUGUGUAGUGGGCUCUAGGCCACCAGCCACCUGCAAGAAGAACUCUUUAGCUGUUUCAGAGAGUAUGUGUGUGUUCGUGUUCUAUGAACAUGUGAUUGAUAGGAUCUGUCGUGUGUGUGUGUUUAGACCUCUGCUUACAUAGGCUAGUUUAUGCAGGUGUGCGUGUCUGUACCAGAGAACUCCACUAGGGGGAGCUCUGAGAGCAGCUCUGCGCGGCGGCUCAGACCACAGCCUGGGGCUUCCUAUGGACCCUUGAGGAAGGGGCUGGGGCAACCCUCACAAAGGCCCCCCACGCCAUGUUUGGGCCUGCCUGGCUCCUGCGCUGUGGCCAGGGACACGGCACUGGGGGGUGGACGGCCUUGGCCAGCACCCCACCCACCCCAGGGCCAACACAGCUCUGGCUUCUGUUCACAUGUAGUUGCCUUCAAACUGCACCUUGUUUUAAGGGGUAUAUGGUAUCUUGUGUUCAGGGGUAUCUGGUUGAACUCUUCUGUGGUUAGAUGUGCCUAACUGACGGAGUAAACAUGACCUUUGUUUGUUUGUUUGUUUGUUUGUUUGUUUGUUUUGGGGCAUGUUUGCUGUUGCCCACUUGUUCUGGUUCCGCUGUUUGAGCAGCAGUUCUGGUUCCACUGAGGUUCCGCUGUUUGAGCAGUUGUGUUCUUGUUCUGGUUCCACUGAGGUUCCACUGUUUGAGCAGUUGUGUUCUUUUCCUUCUUCAUUUGCAGCAUGUAGAGUAAUUGUUUUUGUUGUUUAUGUUAGAAGUGGUGUUUUGAGCUUUGUGGUUGAUUUGUGGCACAAAUAUUUUUUUUCUUCUUUCAUUUGAGGUGUUUUUCUUUGACGGGUCCAUUUUUGUAAAGGCCUUUUGUCUAAUUUGCAGGUUUAAGGGAGGUUAAGAUCUUUAUUUACAGUCAUCUUCAGACCUGGUACAUCUUAACUGGUCACAUGAACUGUUCUCACCAGUCUUUGUUAACUUCACAAGUUGGUGAAGUCUAAUCUCUAAUCUCUAGAUAUUGUGUGGUUCCCUGUGUGUGUGUGUGUGUAUGCAUUUGUCAUUUAAAAAUGGCUCACAUAGUCAACAGUCUUGAUAUGAUUCUAUUAUGUGCAGUUGGCUUCUGAGUAGAAUUCCUUUGGGAACGUGUACAUACCACCUGAAAUUGACCAUUAAGUUGUCAAACGCAGUACCUAUCAGUCCAAAACUCAGCUGAUUUAAUGUCUUGCUACGGAAUCUAUCAAUAUAUAUAUAUAUAUAUAUAUAUAUAUAUAUAUAUAUAUAUAUAUAUAUAUAUAUAUAUAUAUAUAUAUAUAUAUAUGAUUUAUGUCUCUGAUGUCUCUUUAGUGCUAUGCUUGGUUAAAUAGCAAAAUCUGUCUGAAGAGGAAUCUGGAUUUUGUUGAGAACAAUGGAUAAAAAAAAAGUGAUUGAAAAGAUGGCUUUCUUAUAAACAAAGUGAUUGAAAAUAAUAAACCUGAAAUAUAUACGCA